Molecule: messenger RNA, 2660 nt
Organism: Scleropages formosus (Asian bonytongue)
Lineage: Eukaryota; Metazoa; Chordata; Actinopteri; Osteoglossiformes; Osteoglossidae
Product: dynein heavy chain 12, axonemal-like
Exons: 9
Coding region: 276-2060 (594 amino acids)
Biological process (GO): intracellular signal transduction
Cellular component (GO): cytoplasm
Molecular function (GO): protein binding
Source: RefSeq, a predicted model, not a curated record
GCGUGUUCUGAGUCUAAAUAAAACAACGUCAUGUGGUCAGCUGGGACUGAGGGGUGCCGACGACCAUGUUUUAAUAGACUUUACUCAUCGGCGCAUACUUACUGCGGUAAGGAGGUGACGUUGACAUUGGGAGUCACGGCUUGGAAUACUCACUAUCGUGGAUCAUGAAGAGACCCUUGGUCACAGUGUUGGCAGUAGCUGAAGAGAGGCUCUGACUGUUGUGGUUUCGUCACGGUGUGUACGGGGGAGGGGGGGCUCUCUGCUUUCCGGACUUCAUGGGGGAAAGCUCGGAGAUGGACCUCAACGCUCUGGAGGCCGCGGAGGAGGAAGACGUGGAUCUGCAGUACAUGAUUGAACAGAGUCUGCUGGAGUGUGGGCAGCGUGGUGGCGGGGAGGAGACCCCCCGAGGGGACACGUGCAGGGUACCCACAAACGCCACAGAAAACACCAGGGUUUUUGAAGCCAUUAGAGCUGGCGAUGAGAAAGCUCUGCAGAACCUCGCCAGCUGCCGGCAGGCUUUCUCAGAGGCCGACAACCGGGGCUGGAUCCCGCUCCACGAGGCCGCUGUGCAGAGCAGCAGGGCCAUCCUGGAAAUCACCUUCGCAGCCUCUCCCCAGGGGGCGGGGCACAGCCGCACCCUCCUCGGGAAGACGCCCCUCUUCCUAGCAGUGGAGCAAGGCCUCAGGGCCAACGCCACAUUCCUGCUGCAGAACGGCUCUAACCCCAACAGCAAGGAUGAGGAUGAGGACUCGCCACUUGUGGCAGCUAUAAAGAACAACCAGUACGACAUGGCCACACUGCUGCUCCGCUACAAUGCCAGCGUGAACCAGGAGGGGGCGCACCGCCGGACGGCGCUUCACGAGGCGGCUCGCCUGGGCGCCGAGAACUUUGUGCAGCUGCUGCUGCAAUCCGGCGCCGACCCCGAUCCGCGGAGCGAGUAUGGGCUCACCCCCCUAGCUCUGGCCGCUCAGUACGGGCACUACGAGAUCGUCCAGACCUUGGUCCAGAGAGGGGCUGACGUGAAUUCGCAGGCCAAGGAUUCAGCCACUGUCCUAUUUGAAGCUGCCGCCUCGGGCAACCCGGAUGUCAUUUCUCUACUGCUGGACUACGGCGCCGAUGCCAACAUCCCCAAGCACACGGGCCACCUCCCCAUCCACCGCGUGGCGCACCGCGGGCACUUGCUGGCCCUGGAACGCUUGAUCCCCGUGACGACGAAGGAGGCGAUCAUAGACAGCGGCAUGAGCCCGCUUCACUCCGCGGCGGCUGGCGGGCAACCGCAGUGUCUGGAGGUGCUGCUCAAAGCCAGCUACGACGUCAACUUCAUGCUACAUCCGUGCGUGCGCCGCAACUACGACGACGAGCGGCGCUCCGCCCUCUUCUUCGCCGUCUCCAACAAUGACUUGCGCUCGGUGAGACUGCUGCUGGAGGCCGGCGCCAUGCCCAACCAAGACCCUGUGAAGUGCCUGCAAGUGGCGCUGCGCAUAGGCAACUAUGAGCUCAUCAACACACUGCUGCGCUAUGGCGCCAACGUCAACUACUACUCGCGCAUCAACACCACGCACUUCCCCUCCGCCCUGCAGUACGCGCUCAAGGACGAGGUCAUGCUCCGCAUGCUGCUCAACUACGGCUAUGACGCCCAGCGCUGCUUCGACUGUCCCUACGGCGAUGGCUCCCAUGUGCCCCACGGCUACGAGGGCUGGACCGCCUCUGUCAUCAAGGAUACCAUGUUCUGCGAAGUGAUCUCAGUCUACUGGCUGAGGGACAUCUCUGGACAUGUGGUGCACAUCCUCUUGGACUACGUCGACCAUGUGAAGAUCUGCUCCAAGCUGAAAUCAGUGCUCAUGGAGCAGACGCAAUGGCUGGACAUAUGCAAAAUCCAACAGAACCCACGAUGCCUAAAGCACCUGUGCCGGCUGAAGAUCCGCGACUGCCUGGGCAAGCUGCGCCUGCGAGCUCCUGUCUUCAUGAACUUCCUGCCCUUGCCCAACUGCCUCAAAGAGUACAUCCAGUACCGUGAGUAUGACCUGUACAGCCUGGGCAGCGGCAGGGAUUCAAGCUGACAAUACCCGGUGACACUUGGAGAACAGUGGACACUACCUGGAUUUUUUGCUGUCCUCUGCAUGUCUCUCUCCUCAACUUUGAGAUUGUCUUCAACAUUGCGUUUUGCAUUAGGUUAGCUUGAGAGAUAGACGGGAACCUACCUUUCAGCCUCCUACUGUGUUAUUAAAAUUUACACUCUUAACACCAACAAAACACAUAGAGUUCCUUACAUAAAGGGGUGAAUCCAUCUCAUGAACUCAGCCGGUUCGGCGAAUUCCCAUUGUGAGGGGGUCGAAUUACUAUUAUUUCUUACGCAAAAAAUAAUGAAUUCUUAGAUGAAAAUGUCACCUAGAACUAAUUAAAAUACCCAAACAAAAAGGUAUUUUAUGCAUGAAAAUAACGCCAAUAUAUUUUAUAAUAUUUGUAACAAAAAUGAUUAUUCCUAUCUUGUUGUCAGUCUCAUUUUUUGUUCGUUGAUUGAAUUAAUUAUCAGUAACUGCUCAUUAAGAACCGGAGUCUGUUCAGGUAGCAUGGAGUGUUUGGCAGGGGGCUCCCUGGAUGGAGACAAUGUGAUAACUUGGUUUAUGAAUAUUUGUCAUGUAAAGAAAUAAAGUUCACAG